AUGCGAGAGGCGUUUCGCACCUUCCCUCUGUUACGCACCUGUCAGAAACUCACCUAUUCACUCGCCGUACUGAUGACUAUACAUGCGGACCGAACAAGGAGUGCAAAAACAAGGCAUGCUGCGGUCCAAACAACGUUUGUGGAUACGGCGAGCUCUAUUGCGGCCACGGACCCUAACCGUCCUUCACCCGGAAAGGGCGGCGACGUGCGAAACAGAGUAAUCGGAUAUUACGAGUCCUGGCGGGCAGAUGGAAGCACCUGUGGAACGAUGAGGCCAGAAGAGAUACCCGUCGAAUAUCUACAUCAGGUGAAUUUGGCUUUCGUCUACAUCGAUCCGAAGACCUACCAAAUCAUCGACAUGGACGUGUCUCUGGCAGACGACCUUUACUCUCGGGUUGCCAAUAUCAAGACCCGCAACCCAAAUGCCAAAGUCUGGCUAAGUAUUGGAGGUUGGACUUUCAAUGACCCUGGGGUCUUUCAACCUGUCUUAUCAUCUAUAGCCGCUAGCCGAGAGCACACUUACACUUUUGCCGGUAAUCUUAUGGAAUUCAUGGAUAAGUACGGCUUCGACGGAGUUGAUCUAGACUGGGAGUAUCCUGGAGCAACAGAACGGGGGGGCCGAGAUGAAGAUGUCAAAAACUUCCCGGAGAUGUUGAGGAUCCUUAAGGAUGAACUGCAAGGAUCCAACCGGUAUUCAAAGAAAUGGGGAAUCUCAAUUACUCUGCCCACCUCUUACUGGUACUUACGCUGGUUCGAUAUUAAGGCGCUGGAAAGUGUCGUGGAUGAAUUCAACCUCAUGGCUUAUGAUCUCCACGGCGUCUGGGAUGAACUCAACCCGAUCGGUCCUAUCGUCUACGCACACACAAAUCUGACAGAGAUUGACUUGGCUCUGGACCUCUUCUGGAGAAAUAAUAUCAGUCCUAGCAAGAUCAUUCUUGGCCUAGCAUUCUACGGCCGCACAUAUGAGCUUGUCACUCCUCUAUGCGCUACCCCCGGGUGUGAAUGGAGAGGGCCUGGCUCUCAAGGUCAGUGUACUGGGAAGGCAGGUAUCCUAUCCUAUCGUGAAAUCCAAGAUAUGAUCAAAGAGAAGUCCCUGAGCCCUAAGUAUGAUGAGGAGGCCGGUGUCUUCUAUAUUCAAUAUGGCGAAGGUGGAGCGAACUGGGCAUCCUUUGACGAUGCCAUUUCAUUCCAAGCAAAGAUUGAUAUGGCGAACCGAUAUGGGCUGGGGGGCGUCCUCAUCUGGGCGAUCGACCAGGACGAUGAUUCUCGUCGUGCUUUACAAGGGGUAACUGGUAAGGACGUGCCCCCAGCUCCUUCAGUCGUGGAUGGAUUUGGGGCUUUUUCCCUGGAUCAAUGUUACAUGACCGACUGCAAUCGGGAGUGUCAAGCGGGCGACGUGAAGAUGACCACGCUCAACUCUGAUAAGAGUGGUCGUGGAUGUAAUCGGAAGAAGGGAGAGGUGCGGUCAUUUUGCUGUCCGGCAAUGAAUGCCCCUGACGCCUCAACUUGUCAUUGGAGCUCCGAUUCAGCAGACUGUCGGGGUCAAUGCGGUGUCGGUGAAGUGACAAUGCUUGAGGACGAUUACGGCAAUAGGUGUUGUCCCGCGACCAAUGGCCAGCAAGCAAUCGCGGCUUGUGAAUAUAGCCCGAGGAACAAGCCCUGUCCGAAUGACAAGCCUCAAGAGUUGACAUCGAUUGCAGAGUAUUUAAAAAUUGUGGCUGGCAUGGAGAAGGCUUCUGGUGCGCCAGCAACCAAUGCCCUACGGAGCACAUCGUGGUCCGCCAAAGGCGUCUUCAGGCUGUUGGCUCGGCAAAGAGGCAGCCUUCUGCUGCGAUCCUCCUCUAACUGGAGGUUCACCUUUUCUUCCAGUUCCGCUGGAGAAUCUUUUCCGCAUGCGGAUUCGUUUCCCUCGAGUUAUAAUCCCACCUUCGCCAUGCUCUUCGAUAACCAUCCGGAUGAGACAGCCAGCAGUCCUGGCGAGGAUCCGAAUAAGGAAGCAUUUACCUGGAUUGUGAUGGUUGGAGAGGAGGAGGAUGUACAAAGCUUUGAAAAGCGUGACGGAUCCCAUCUGGAGUUAUUCGAUUGUCCGAAUACGGCCGAAGAUGACUUCAGCGUCCAGCAAGCCAGGGCCAUCUGUGUGGGCGGCAGUCUGACAGAUAAUAACUGCGAGGAUAUCAUGAAGGGAGGUGUCGAGGGCACGAUCGUCCGCAUGCCUGCUCAUUGCGGUCCGGAUACCUACGUUCGGGCUGUUCGCUUCGAACGUUCAUCAAACCUCACUCUACCCGGCACGUUACAGAAGAGGUAUGCACCUGCCAGCUAUUCGAUAUAUGAUUUCCAUUACGAUUACAACUUCCAAAAUCUCCGCCGUGACGGGAAAGAAAUCUACUUUCGCGCCGAUCUUUCCAGGGUGGCAUCCGCUGGGCCCCUUUGCUCCAUUUGGCAUGGGAUUCAAUAUCAAGGCAUCUUCACAACCAAACCUUACUUCCAACUUGACGUAAGACUCGAGGCCGACGCCUACGUAUCCGCCCAGGCCACUGUGGAAAUGUCGCUGUCGUUGGACAAAUUUCGGUACUAUCUCCCUGCAACCCUUGGAUCCAGCGGAUUCCAGAAUAUGGGGGACCACCAUCUCAGGGUCCUUGCAAGCCCCAUAUCUGGCCGCGGGGACAUCGAAGCCAGGGUUGGGGGAGGAUUACUCUACCAUUUCCGGCCCACCGUUGGAUUUGAUAUCAAAUUGCAGUAUGAGGGCAAACAGUACGUCGACACUUCCAUCAAACUGACCACCGAUGGCCAGAUACGAUUCGACACUGCCCUUUCCACCUCAUGCAGCGCUGGCCUUCAGGUCGACAUUGCGGGCGGAAUGACCAUGGACUUGAGUGUCGAAAACGCCCUCCCGGGGUGGAAAGACGAGUCUUAUGCUCUCUUCUCCUUCAGUCCUCGAGAGAUAUUUUCAGGUUGCGUACCGUUCGAAGUUCUCGCCCGGCGCGAGCUUGAAGGGAAUCUGUCGAAUUUUGUGACCCGAUCCGACAUCACGGUUCCAAAGGACACCGCGUCGACAUGCGCCUUCUCCACUGAGGGGGUGUAUUGCGCUGAUCGUGAUGGAAUCGACGAUCCCGACCCCAACUGUGACUUGAGCGAACUCAGGUUGGACGCUCGAUCGACCUAUGACGAGGCGGAUUACGGUGACGACUAUCUCGCUGAUGGAUUCGAAGACGAUGGUAUGACGCGCCGCGGCGUCACAAAGCGAAGUGCGAAGGACCUCAGUUACUGCGAUCAAAGAGGAGGAGGAGAGUAUGUGGGAUUUUUCGAUACUAAUAAAGGAACAAUCCAUUUCAGAAAGUUUCCCUCGUCCACCGAGCUGGUACGUGACUACAAUCCGAAUGCAGUGACUUACGACGCAGAAGAUUUCUUGGACUGCAAUAAUUAUGAGCUGGUUGAUAUCCCGACCCCAGCGAGGCCGGUGAGUAGGGCGGACAACAAUGGUCGACAAUAUCAUAGCGAGCACAUCCUGGAGGCCCAGACGGUUCAACGCUUUUUCAACGCUGUGGGUAAAGCCUGGUCUAAUGGCAAGAAGACAACCAAGAAUCCAAACCCUCCUCCAAACCCCAACGCAAGGAUGUUUACAACUCCGCUCAAGGGCAAGACUGAUUUGAUCCCUUGGUGCACGUACAUGAACCUUUGGUGGAACAAGCCGAGUGGUCUCAAACCAAAUGACGAAUUGGGCAAUGCAUUUCCAGGAUAUCGAUAUCUCACAGAGGAGUUCGUUCUCUAUGAGGGUACCUUGAACAGUGCAAUCAAGCAGAAUUGGUUCGCUGGUAUUCAAUCAAUGGGUCAGGACAAAAUUGAUGAAGAUAUCGACAAUCGAAAAUGGGGCAAGGUUGCGAAAACAUUUAAAUUGCAUAUCCUGGGCUGGAAGUAUUAUUACUUCGAGGAUAAUGUCAAAACACUUCUAAAGCAAGCAAGACGAGUGGAAAAAGCGCUGCGAAAAUUAGAUGACGAUAACGGAAUCAACGCCCUAGUCAAGGAUAACAGAGGAAACUAUGACAAACCGUACAUUCCUCAAGGCCUCGCGGACCUUUGGAGAACCUGGGUCGAGCAAGAGCAUGACCGUGUCCAGCACGAGGUCAAGGCCUGGUUGGAAAAAUGGGUCAAGCUGGCCUACGACCGUAAUCGACCAGCGGACCAGAGCCAGCACCUCUCUGAAGCUUGGGCGGAGGUCCAAAACUUACGGGAUUGGGAUAUCAAUUGGGACUUUGAUGCUAUGGAUACAGACGCUUGA
Messenger RNA from Aspergillus thermomutatus, 4275 nucleotides. Its product is annotated as glycoside hydrolase family 18 protein. The coding region runs from base 1 to 4275 and encodes 1424 amino acids. The transcript is spliced from 14 exons. The record is from RefSeq and is a predicted model, not a curated record. Gene Ontology annotation, molecular function: hydrolase activity, hydrolyzing O-glycosyl compounds; chitin binding. Gene Ontology annotation, biological process: carbohydrate metabolic process. Lineage: Eukaryota; Fungi; Ascomycota; Eurotiomycetes; Eurotiales; Aspergillaceae.